Syngnathoides biaculeatus (alligator pipefish) is the source of this 5137-nucleotide messenger RNA. It is a transcript of the gene prr16, whose product is annotated as proline rich 16. The record is from RefSeq and is a predicted model, not a curated record. Gene Ontology annotation, biological process: positive regulation of translation; positive regulation of cell size. The transcript is spliced from 4 exons. Bases 285 to 1289 code for a protein of 334 amino acids. NCBI's taxonomy places the organism in Eukaryota, Metazoa, Chordata, Actinopteri, Syngnathiformes, Syngnathidae.
UACACCCCGGAGUGCGCAUGCGCGCUGGCGGGCGGCGUUAGCUGGCCGCCUUGGCAGCGACGGCGUCCUGCCCCGGCCGGCGGCCGCGAUGAUGUCGGCACCUGAGUGGGAGAAAAUAUAACAACACGGGAAGGCGGGCGGGCAUGGGCCACACACACACCACAAAAAAAAAAAAAAAAAAAAAAAAAAAAGAAAGAAAGUGUUCUCGGCUCUGCUCGGCGUGAAGACGGUUGCACUGGCUGACGCGAUGGUGGGAACGGGGCGGCCGUAAAGUGUCCACCAGCAUGUCCGGGACAGCCGACGGCGCGGACGGAGCAGUCUCCAAAGUGCAAGUGAAGAGGGAGAUCAAGACCAUCGUGGACAAUUUGGAGACCAUCCUGGGCGACCUGAAGGAUGUGGCCAAGGAGCUGAAAGAGGUGGUCCACGAUAUCGACACCUUGACGUGCGACUUGCAGCUGGAGGAGGACGGCCUGACGGACAGCUCCAAGACGGACACGCUCAACUCCAGCUCCAGUUCCACCGCCACCAUCACCACCGCGGCGUCCAGCCUGGAGAAGAUGAAGCUGCUCGCUGACGACUGCCUCUUUGUACCGCCGGCCCCCGUCGCCCCGAUCCUCGCCCUCCCUCCCGCGGUUCUGACCGUCCACAAGAAGGCGCACCCGCCCUUGCCGCCCCCCAGACUUACCUCGGCGAGAGCCGAGGAUUACGCCGGCAAGACGACGCCUCAGCCGACAUUUGUCCUAUCAGGGAAUCUAUCCAAGGCUAACGGAUCCUUACUGAAGAACGGGGGCGUUUUUUCGUUGAAACCGAACCGGGAUUUAUUCUCCCCGACGUCGUGUUUCAUUACCAAUGACGGCGGCGGUGUGCCGGAGUCGGGCCUGGUACCCACGCUCCCCAGGCCCAUGCCCCUUCUCCGCCACGAAAAGAACAAAUGCCCCAAGGCCCCCGGCAGGGAGCCCCGCGAGAGGGAGCGUGUCCGUUUCAGCGAGAAGGUCCAGUACCACGGCUACUGUCCGGACUGCGACCUCCAGUAUGACGUGGAUGACUCAGAGCUGCGCUUGCAGGCCGAGCUGAACGACAUGCGACUCAGCCCCGUGCACUGCUGCGCUCCUUCCUCCCCUCCUCCUCAUCCUCGCCAACUAAUGCUGGAAAACGGCGGCCUCUCGGUCAGCCACAGUUUUCCACCCAAGGCGAGCGCCCCCCCGCCGCCGCCUUGCGCGCCUCCCCGCUCGGGCGCCCUCAAACCCCAGAAAACCAUCCUCCGCAAAUCCACCACAACCACGGUUUGACGACCAGCCCCGUGACCCGUCUCAUCAUACGCAAACCUCGAGUCAUUCGUAGUCUUUUCUAUUAAGUGAGCGCCUGCUACUCCAGUCCAAUUUCGGGGGAUUAUUCAAACGGCGACGCUGGAAAACGGGAGACGGGGGAGGCGGAAUAGAGCACCGAGAGGGCCGCACCGCCGAUUCCGAGACGUACGCACACAGAUUUAGACCGAGCGCUGCCUCUGCAAACUCGUGUCAUUGGAUGACGUUUGAAAUGAAUGAACCAAUACAUGAUUUUAAAGAUGAUUGACGACCGACCUUUCCGAUAGCAACCUCAAGCUCCGUCCGCCUAGCCAUGUUCCACAAGCUUUCAAAAUGGCAAGUGAACAUAACAUGCUCCAAGUUGAUUUUCCAUCACGUAUUCCAGAUAAUAUUGGGGUAUGUUUUUUGCCAAAUGCCUCAGACUUGUCCGAGAGAGUUCUACAAAGAGGUCUCAACUAUUUCACGCAAGGAUAUGUACACGAAAUUAAGAGUUUGGACGGAGCAGGACGUUCCAGUGACGCUCAACAAACUUCCUAUAUUGAAAUCCAACUGGAUAAAAUAGUGGAAUCGUACUGCGCAUGUAAAGCAGGGUCCUUCUGAGACCCUUCAGCUAGACCUGCGAAGGACGCCGGACGGGGGAGGCGGGGCAUCCAUCUUAUUUUCGACGGAUAAACGCAGCCUUUGGAUUCCGAGCACCUGAAAUUAAAAAAAAAAAAAGAAAGAACUUCGAUGCAGGCACGGUGAAAUGAGGACUGAGGUGGGGGUUGUGCAGACAAAAUCUGUUGUAGUCCUCACAAAGUCGUGACGUUUUAUUGCAUUUGGACAGCUGCUACAGAAAAGAAUCCGAUUUUGAAUGAGACAAACGUCACGAGUUAUUUGUAACAAACGCAAUCACACAAAUGCCAAAUUUGCCCUCAAUUCUCAUCAUCGACAAGUCAGUCGUGAUAUUUGACUGCUGAUUGAACUAAUUGCACUUCAUCCAAGUAAGAAACUGACUCAAGGUGCCUUCGCUUCCAUCCAUUCGUAUUCACAGAAGUGACGUUAGUCAGUGAACCUGACGAGGAAAUGGAUUGGAUGGAAACGUAACGACAUAACAAACAAGAACCUUUUUUUAAAUUUGGAAUGGUAACGAAAAGAGUUCAAAGGCCGAACCUGUUCGGUGACUGGUGGAUCGACAAUGAACGACAUCUUUGUCAAAGCAAGAACAGGGUUAAUCUUGGAUUGUAACUUUGUGGCUUAAGAGCGCCAAGGUAGGUGAAGUCAUGCUUUCGAACAAAAACGUCAUUGAUUUUGAAUGACUGCAAAAUACAAAUCGGUUCAGGUUCCUUGUGACCGAUCCAACGCUAACAAUGUUUAAGUGAAUUUUGCGUGGUCCAGGAAAGAAACUUAUUGAAUUUGGUACUCGUCCUUGUUGGGCUGGCUCAAUUCUCAACCAGCCUUGUCCCAAACUUUUCACACUAAAGCAAGAAUAGUCUGCCGGAUCGGUGCGACUUUGUGGAGACUACGCAGUGACGUGGGCCUCAGUUUCUUGGUUGACACGACGCUUCAUAAUAGUCAACAGGAGGACAUUUUAGAUCUGGAAAUUGGCCUUAAAGAAGUACAAGUGUGUGUUUGUGCUUGUUUUGAGCUGUGGGCCUAUUCCCUGCUUGACUGAAGCCAGGUAAAAAUGAUGUCCUGUCCGUUUGCACCAUUUGUCCCAGACAAUGUGUUCAGCAGCCAGCUCACUGUUAUGGACACUGAUUUUGGAGCAAGUAUUAAUUGGCAUCAAAUGUUCCUUUCUAGACAAAUCUUCAUGAGUACGUUUGAUACACAUUAUCUCUAGAUUUCAGGCCUUUUUUUUUUUUUUUAAACAGAGACUUUUAACAUUUGAAUAGAGGAUAUUUUUGAUAUGGUGUCUGACGACUGAGAAGUGUCGAUAACGAAGCGCUAUCGCCGAGAGACACUUCACAGACGGAGCCGCGUUGGGCGAACCAGCGCAAAGAAUAUCAAUUGUGCGCGGAGAGAACGCAUUGUGCUGCCACUGAAAGCGAGCGCUCACGUUUUCCUUCAUCCUGUCUUUUUCUAAGCAAUUUUUUCCCCCCUCGGCGCCGUCUUUUACUCACACUGCCGGCUUGAUAACAGAUGGUACAAUGUCAUUCGUUUCAGUGCAGUGGAACCUCUCACGUCCUGGAGGUCACACAAUUUGGAAUUUGACUGACAACCUCAAGUUGCAGUCGUGUUGUUCAGUGCUGAAGGUGCCUGGGUGUUCAGCGUACUGGCCCAAUAAGCGAGGUAACGACCCUUAGUCGUGUUCCUGCAAAGGUUCCUCGUUCCUAGUAGAGUACCUGCUGUUGAAAUGUGUCAGUUGUUGUUGCGAGAAACGUGCCUCUAAAGUCACAAGUCUCAAUCCUGAGAGACGUCAACGUAUCGUACAUUAUCUCAACUCUGCAAGGACCAGGGCGUGUGGUUUGCUUAUUCUGUGAGAAUGGAUUUGUGUAGACUCUGUCAUCCACGUCACGGUAAUGUGGAAAGGUCGAAGAAUUGAGUCAAGUGGACUCUUGAAUGUUGACGAGGUUCCACGAGCAAACUCAACAAUGUUGUUUCUGCGCCGCAUUGUGUCGCAAAACGCACUCCAACAACUUUUACAUUGGAGAGAGACCAAGCAGCCUUUACACAAACUCGCGGCGCAACAUCGGCGAGCAGCUUCUUCAGGCCCAGAGUCGGCAUUUCUUUCGCAUCUCAAGAGAUUUCUUUGAGGAGGACGAUGUCCAAGUUCAGCGUAGGGAGGAAAAGAAAUUUAUGUCAAACAAACAUUUUCGAUGGCAUCAGCAAUCAUCUCCUUACAACAAUUUCCUGACAUCUGUGAAUAUUCACAGGAAGAGUGACGGUUCACAAGAUGGCCGGUGAAGGACCAGUUGGUCUACAACACCAAGGGAGCAAACGCACGGGGGGACACAAAUAGAAAGAUUCCACAGUUAAAAGUUUAGAAAUGGAUCAAGGUCAAACAGAUGCAGGACAAAAGAAGACUUCUCAGUUCAACCUUUGCGGACUCGCCUAAAAGAACCGUCCCACAGACUCCAGGCGGAUCGUGUCCCUCACUGUGUCUCAGUGCAGCAAGUCUCAAAUGAAGUACUCCGGAUUCUUCUUUUCCGACAAUUAUUCCAAAAGACGCAAAGUACGAUAUACACUGGAGAUGUCGUGAAAUCAGCGAACUUCAAUUCAAAUUCACGUUAAUAUCUUUUUAGAUUCGUGACAGCUAAAAACGUUCCAGAAUGUGUGCUGCUAGCCACCCUGUUAGGCCUUCAGUAAAAGCUAAAGAGGACAUAUUUGGCGGUUUUGAGACAUGCUGAAAGUGACCUACUGUAUACCCAAGCCCAUACCCACGUUGCCGACUUUCGUUACCAGGACCACCUGGCCCCAGAAGAACCUUGGCCACAGCCCCGCCUACUGGAAAAGCGAGCGGCGAUUAGCGAGUCGAUUAAAAAAAAAAAAAAAAAAAAGGAGGUCGAAGUUCAUUGCGCGUAGAUUCAGCGCCAAACUCGAAUCGGAUCGCGCUCGUCCUCAGAGGUUCCACUGAAUUGGAGGUCCGUCAAGCUUUGCUACAAAAAUCCGUUUCUCAGUCCAUCCUAGCAAUGGACAUUAAAUAUACAAAAAGGUUGUUCGUAUGAAAAGUCAUUUGGAAUGAGUCAAGGUGAGGCUGCUGUAAAUUUCACUCAAUAAAAGUUUCAUUUACCCAGUUUUUCUUCCCACACGUGAGUUUGUCUAGAUUCAAAGAAAUCUGUGAUCAAUUUCUACUGUUCGUCUUUGUCAAUGGAUGGAAACGAGAUUAUGAGAAUUAAACCCUUUGCACUCGA